Messenger RNA from Rotaria sordida, 747 nucleotides. NCBI's taxonomy places the organism in Eukaryota, Metazoa, Rotifera, Eurotatoria, Philodinida, Philodinidae. The record is from the annotation of a GenBank genome assembly.
AUGGCUCAGACUAUAGAGUUAAGAGAACAACGAAAGAGAACAUGUUUGAUUGCUUCACUUGUAGCUUCCCUGCAAGAAGACGAAGAAGCGGAGGCGAAAAAAAGUGAAGAUCAAAAAAGAGGUCUCUCACGAGAAGAAGUGUUACAAGAGAUCCUCUUUUUUAUGGUUGCUGGCUUUGAAACGACGUCUACCGCGUUGGCCUGGUUCAUUCAUGCAAUGAGCAAAUAUCCUGAUGUACAACGCAAGAUCAAGGAAGAGCUGAUGAGCAUUGGUGAUAAUCAGAGUUUGACAUUAAAUCAACUCGAUUCUUUAGUCUAUUUGGAUUGUGUUAUCAAUGAAACGUUGCGUUUUUAUCCAGUUGCUCAGGCAACCUGUCGUACGUUGACAGUUGACGAUCGUCUUCCUGAAAAUAACGUUCAAUUGUAUAAAGGCGAUACAGUUGUCAUUCCAUUUAACACUCUGGCACAUGAUCCUCGAUAUUGGUCAAUCGAUCCUGAACGUUUUGUUCCAGAGAGAUUUUUAGACGAGGAUAAAAAUCAUCAUCCAUACGUAUUUAUUCCGUUCGGUGGUGGUCAUCGUCAAUGUAUUGGACAAGAUUUAGCACGAUUUGAACUUAAAGUGAUUAUCGCAAGAAUGUUACAACAAGUUACAUUUGGCGAUGGUGGACCGAAAGUUAAUUCAGGUGGACAUGUGAUAGGUCUCACCAUUACACCGAAAAAUGUUGGUGUUACCAUCGAGUUUCCAUGA